CCACGAUCAUGUUUGAAUCAUGAACAAUGUACAAAGCUCCUUACAUGAGACAUCUUGGCCAAAGGAGACGUGAUGAUCUUCAAACCACACGACCCGUGGCUUCUUGCCUUGUGAUAGCUGUCCAUGAUUCAAACAUGGUUGUGGGAAAGUGGUGACGGACGUUACUUCCUGUGCUUUGUAUAUUCCCACGUCAACAUUUUAGAGUCGCACCUUCCACCAACAAAAUUCUCGCAUCCUUCCGUCUAAUACAAUGUCUAACAACAUCACAGAAUUCUGCCAGGCAGGCGGACGCGACCAACCAGAGUACUCUGUCUACGAACUCGGCCCCCAGCGCUUCGGUGCAACAUGUUCUAUCCUUGGCCAGACCCAUCACGACCAGGAUGCCGCAUUUUCGAGUAAGAAGCUCGCAAAGACCGCCGCUGCUCGUGCCACUGUCUUUGCCCUGCGUGAAGAGGGAGUGUUGCGUAAACCUGCUCUACACACUCGUUCUGCACACGCCGUCGCUCCUGCUGUCCCGGCUUUUGGAACCCCGCUACCUGUUCCUUCGAAGAUCGACCCUGCUGCCGCUGGCGCACCGCCUGUACAGCCUUCGCCAUCCCCAUAUCCCGCGGCAUCUUCGCUCAUACCUGCUCUCUGCACUGCGCUGAACAUCGCACCGCCGACGUACAAGCUCACUCAGACUUCAGCCCUGACCCCUGACUUCUGGGACGGUGAGGCUCGCUUCGAUCACGCCGUCGAGUCUUGCCUUCGUGGUGCAGUGGGAAGAGUGAACCGAGUGUAUGGCAAGAAGAAUGCCAAAGAUCAGAUCGUGGAGAAAGUACUGGUGAUACUCCAGGGCGUCAAGGAGCAGAGAAUGGCUGGAUAAACUACAGACUAUCCAUACAACUCAUUCUCUCAACAUCAUAUUCAUCCUCGAGACUCUUUCGUCAGAGUAAUACCCCGUCCUAACCGACAACUAUCCUCCAAGAUCAACCCAGCACGAGCAACCUGACCUCCAACCCCCAAACCUCGGCUUCAAAUCCAAAACUUGCUCACCCAUUACACAAUCCCGUCCC
Messenger RNA from Aureobasidium pullulans EXF-150, 1055 nucleotides. RefSeq lists its product as uncharacterized. The transcript has a single exon. NCBI's taxonomy places the organism in Eukaryota, Fungi, Ascomycota, Dothideomycetes, Dothideales, Saccotheciaceae. The coding region runs from base 251 to 865 and encodes 204 amino acids. The record is from RefSeq and is a predicted model, not a curated record.